Messenger RNA from Arabis nemorensis, 1239 nucleotides. Lineage: Eukaryota; Viridiplantae; Streptophyta; Magnoliopsida; Brassicales; Brassicaceae. The record is from the annotation of a GenBank genome assembly.
AUGGUGGCCACCUCUGCUACGUCGUCGUUCUUUCCUGCACCGUCUUCCUCGCUUGAUCCUAAUGGAAAGGGCAACAAGGUUACGUCAACGAAUUUCACUGGACUCAAUUCGACACCAAACAAUGGUAGAAUGAAGGUUAAGCCAAACGCUCAGGCUCCACCCAAGAUUAAUGGGAAAAAAGUUGGUUUGCCUGGUUCAGUAGAGAUCAUGAAGACUGAUACCGAGACUUCGCAACCCGCGCCUAGAACAUUCAUCAACCAGUUACCUGACUGGAGCAUGCUUCUUGCUGCCAUAACAACGAUUUUCUUAGCAGCUGAGAAACAGUGGAUGAUGCUUGAUUGGAAACCUAGGCGUUCUGACGUGUUAAUGGAUCCGUUUGGUUUAGGGAGAAUUGUUCAGGAUGGCCUUGUGUUCCGUCAGAAUUUCUCCAUUAGGUCUUAUGAAAUAGGUGCGGAUCGCUCAGCAUCUAUAGAAACAGUCAUGAAUCAUUUACAGGAAACGGCCCUCAAUCAUGUUAAGACUGCUGGACUGCUGGAAAAUGGGUUUGGUUCUACCCCUGAGAUGUUUAAGAGGAAUCUGAUAUGGGUCGUUACUCGUAUGCAGGUUGUGGUUGAUAAAUAUCCUACUUGGGGAGAUGUUGUUGAAGUAGAUACCUGGGUCAGUCAGUCUGGAAAGAAUGGCAUGCGUCGCGAUUGGCUAGUUCGGGAUUGCAAUACUGGAGAAACCUUAACACGAGCGUCAAGUGUGUGGGUGAUGAUGAAUAAACUGACAAGGAGAUUAUCAAAGAUUCCUGAAGAGGUUCGAGCGGAAAUAGAGCCUUAUUUUGUGAAUUCGGCUCCUGUCCUUGACGAGGACAGCAGAAAGUUAACAAAACUAGACGACAAGACUGCUGACUAUGUUCGAUCUGGUCUCACUCCGCGGUGGAGUGACCUAGAUGUUAACCAGCAUGUUAACAAUGUGAAGUACAUCGGGUGGAUACUCGAGAGUGCUCCAGUGGGAAUAAUGGAGAGACAGAAGCUGAAAAGCAUGACUCUGGAGUAUCGGAGGGAAUGCGGAAGAGACAGUGUGCUUCAGUCCCUGACCGCUGUUUCGGGAUGCGAUAUCGGUAACCUCGGAACAGCCGGGGAAGUGGAAUGUCAGCAUCUGCUUCGACUCCAAGACGGAGCCGAAGUGGUGAGAGGAAGAACUGAGUGGAGUUCCAAAACACAAACAACGACUUGGGGCAAUAUUUCACAGUAA